CACACGUUCAACGACAAACAACAGCUACAAGAAGAAUGAUUGAUUAUUAUCUGUAAAAUGUCUCUAUUUUAUUGAGCAAUGAAGGACUACUGGACUCCUAUUGCUACGCUUACUAUGUUUUUUGAUGGUAUGCUCAAAUAUCAGGCUGUCCAAUGCUUCUGCACUCGAGUUUUCCUCAGUGACAAAGAUCUCGUGAAUUAUAAACCGGACGAAAAUGGACCUUGUGACAGCGUGGAAUAUGAUGGAAAAGAAGUAAAGACAGAACAAGAACAAAAUCAGGAGGGAAACACAAACUCCCAUCARGGGGUCGUAAAUUCAGACAUCAGCUCAGAAGAAGAUGAUGAUGACAAUGUGAUGAUGACAUCUCUGGAUCAUCGGAAAGCAAAGGCUCUUGCUAAAGCUCCAUAUAUCCAUCAUAUGGAAGAACCAGAUGAGCUGGCAGCAGAAGAGCUGAAGAUGAUGUAUAAAAUGGGGUUACCAACUUGCUUUCUUAACUCACCGAGAGCCUUAGACUCUGAUGAAGAUGAGGAUAUUCCUAGUUCAAGUUCRAUCCAGAGAAAAGGGAAUUGCAAGAAGAGAAGAGGCAAGAGACGUGGCCAAAGGAGUCAACAGAAGAUCUCUUCACAUCCUUUUUAUGAAAAGGGAGAAUUAUUCAAUGGAAAGGUGCACGAGGCUCCUAUGCCAGGAACCUGGCAGARUUUAGGUGGUGAAGACAAUGACAAAGCUAAGUCUGAAGAAAAAGAUUCAUUCAGUGUGGUUUUGAAGARUGGGAUUACUUUAUCUCAAAAUAAAGAUACAUCGAAGCCUGRAGACAUUUCAAAAUCAUUUGCAACCGUAGAGGAAGAGAUUUCUUCAAACGCUGUGGCUAAAGUGAAAGAAUGUGACUCUUAUGCAACAGAUGAAAAAACUUUCAAUACAGUUACAAAGGCUGCUGAAAAUCUAUGUACUUUGGACAAAAAUGAAGCUAUACAAUCUGAAGAAAAACUCUCUUCUGCUACAGAUGAAGAUAAUAUGCACCAUACAGAAAUGAAGUCUGACAAAGAUUUAGUAUCUCAUUCAGAUUACACUGUAGAAAUAUUACCAGUUUCAGGACAUCAGGACACCAAAUUGGAAACUCUGGCGGCAGAUAAUCAUGGUCAUAAUUCAGAUGGUGAUGUUGAGGAUCUUCAUGUUUCUGACUUAGACCUCUCAGAGACAAAAGAAAUGAAAGGCAUGCAACUAAAUAACCUAGAAGAAUUUGAGGAUGAACAAUAUGUAGAAUCUGUAGRAGGAUGGGAAGAAUAUUGGAGAUAUUAUGGAUACUCGUUGGUCUGGGAAAGUUGGGUUGCRAAUCAGGAUGAAAGUCAUCAAGCACCGUUGUAUGUUGCAACCAGAGAGGUAGACGAUUCUUCUGCAGACGAGAAUAAGAAGAAAGAUGUUAAUGAAAAUAAAAAUGAAAAUUUGAAAGAUGMUGCUGAAAUGGGAUUUAGAGAGAUACCUGAAAAUGCCAAGAAUGGUAGUGUUUGCUUAACAGAUUCUGAUAAAGGAGAAUCAAUGACUAAAGAAAUGAACUGUGAUGAAUCAAAAUUACAUAUCAAUACAAAUGAUGAUAACUUUAAAGCUUCUGAUGGAAAAUCAGAUGAUUUACAAUCGAAGUGGGCACAGCAUUACAAUGAUGUUUACUCAUAUUAUCACGAACAAUACAAGCAUUGGAAAAGUCAGGGUUAUGUUUUUGAUGUUCCUAAUGAUGAUUCAAAGAAAAUAGCAAAGGACAGCGAUAACUUAUUAAUGAAAGAUGUAAGUUUUGAAGAGCAGAAUGAUGCAGUAAGCUGUGGUUCUGGAAAUAAAAGAUCCAAGAAGCAAAGGGGUAACCAAACUAACAGUGGUACUGGAUGUAAUAGUGCAGCAACUUGUACAACAGUAAAUAGAUCCCAUACAGAAAGUAAAGUUCAGAGUGUGAAUGGAUCAGAUGAUGAUGAUUCUGAUCAACCAGAAGAAAGACCCAAAAGUUUAAAGAGGGGCCAUGAGUUGGACUUUGAAGAACAGCGUGCCGAAUGCCUCAAAAAAGCAUACAGAUUAAUGGGAUUCAAAGUCUCUGAUCCCAGAGCUGCGAAUUUCAAAGCUCUACCGAAGUUCAGGUAUGGUAAAGUUAAGUACCAGACAAAGAAACUGCAAGCUAAGAGCAAGAARCUUUAUAUUAAUCAAAAACCAAAGGCAGGGAUUCAAGAAGAAAAGCUCUUGCAGCAAGUGAAAGAUUUUCUUAAWAGAAAAGAGACGAGCACUUCAAGUUCUUCUAGUGAGUUGCCGUCCAGUGCUAGUGAUUCUGAAGAUGAUGGUAGUGAUGUUAAAGCUACUGAAAAUCUUGAGAAGAAUUUAUGUGGGAAGGAUAUGACUUCAGUUGAAACAAUGGGUGAGGAGAAUGGGGACAAUAAAACGAAACUGAAAGGGAAAGAUGUUGUUCUUGAAAACAGAUCAAAUGAAAUAUCUGGAUCAAGUGCUUUCUCACUGCCAGAUUUAGAUAUGGAAUCACAAAGACAAGACCCUGCAGUUGCAAAAUACUGGUUCCAGCGCUAUCGUCUGUUCUCUCAGUUUGACAAAGGCAUAAAAAUGGACAAAGAAGGCUGGUAUUCAGUAACACCAGAGCGCAUAGCUGAACACAUUGCAGAGCGCUGCAGGUGUGACCUGAUUAUUGAUGCCUUCUGUGGUGUUGGGGGAAAUGCUAUCCAGUUCGCUUUUACCUGUGAAAGAGUAAUUGCAAUAGACAUAGAUCCUGUGAAGAUUGCAUGUGCUCAGCAUAAUGCAAAGAUAUAUGGAGUGCAAGACAGAAUUGAGUUUAUCGUUGGAGACUUCAUGCAACUUGCAGGUAGUUUACAAGCAGAUGUCGUCUUUCUCAGCCCACCAUGGGGAGGCCCAGGUUAUACGAAAUCUGAGGUUUUUGACAUACAAACCAUGAUUUCAUUGGAUGGWUUUAAACUGUUUGAAAAAGCUAAGGAAAUCACUGAAAAUGUCUCUUAUUUUUUGCCCAAAAAUACUGAUGCUGAGCAGAUGGCAUCCUUAGCUGGUCCUGGGGGGAAGGUAGAAAUUGAACAAAAUGUUGUGAAUAAGAAGUGCAAAACUGUAACAGCCUACUAUGGGCAUUUGAUUUCAGAGUCUUCUUAAUGCAUAGAACCUCAGAAAACYCUCCAUAAGGACAA
Molecule: messenger RNA, 3173 nt
Organism: Actinia tenebrosa (Australian red waratah sea anemone)
Lineage: Eukaryota; Metazoa; Cnidaria; Anthozoa; Actiniaria; Actiniidae
Biological process (GO): 7-methylguanosine cap hypermethylation
Cellular component (GO): nucleus
Molecular function (GO): RNA cap trimethylguanosine synthase activity
Source: RefSeq, a predicted model, not a curated record